Molecule: messenger RNA, 835 nt
Organism: Drosophila hydei
Lineage: Eukaryota; Metazoa; Arthropoda; Insecta; Diptera; Drosophilidae
Product: ras-related protein Rab-7a
Exons: 5
Coding region: 175-798 (207 amino acids)
Biological process (GO): endosome to lysosome transport; phagosome-lysosome fusion
Cellular component (GO): lysosome; phagocytic vesicle; late endosome
Molecular function (GO): GTP binding; GTPase activity
Source: RefSeq, a predicted model, not a curated record
UUAAUUAGUUCAUAUUGACCAAAAUUUGUAGAAAACAAAAAAAAUUUACUGCGUAGUUGAGUAGAAAUAAAUUGCGAUUAAACAAUAAAAACACAUUCUAAUAAAGCAACAGCUUGAAAGACAGCCUGAAUAUAUAAAAGCUAAUAGGAAAAUAUAAAAAGGAAAAACAUCGAUAUGGCCACCAGAAAGAAAUCUUUGUUGAAAGUUAUCAUACUUGGUGACAGCAGCGUUGGAAAGACGUCGCUAAUGAAUCAAUAUGUAAACAAACGAUUCUCUAAUCAGUAUAAGGCAACGAUCGGCGCGGACUUCUGCACGAAAGAGGUUGUUGUUAACGAUCGAGUAGUUACAAUGCAAAUUUGGGAUACGGCCGGCCAGGAGCGCUUCCAAUCACUUGGCGUAGCUUUCUACCGCGGUGCGGAUUGUUGCGUCCUUGUCUACGAUGUGACGGCGCCAAACUCUUUCAAGAAUUUGGACUCGUGGCGAGAUGAAUUCUUAAUACAGGCCAGUCCACGGGAUCCAGAGCACUUUCCCUUUGUCGUGCUGGGCAAUAAAGUGGAUUUAGAUAAUCGUCAAGUAUCUACGCGCCGUGCGCAGCAGUGGUGCCAAUCGAAAAACGACAUACCCUAUUAUGAGACGUCAGCAAAAGAGGGAAUUAAUGUUGAGAUGGCGUUUCAAACCAUAGCUAAGAAUGCUCUGGAACAGGAGGCGGAGGCUGAACUUAUAAACGAUUUCCCCGAUCAACUACGCUUGAACUCUGAAAACAAUCGUCCAGGCAACGCAGACAAUUGUCAAUGCUAAUAUAAUAAUAUUAUGAUCAACAGCUGCAGCAACAGAA